This is a messenger RNA of Nannizzia gypsea CBS 118893, 1329 nucleotides long. RefSeq lists its product as hypothetical. The coding region runs from base 1 to 1329 and encodes 442 amino acids. Lineage: Eukaryota; Fungi; Ascomycota; Eurotiomycetes; Onygenales; Arthrodermataceae. Gene Ontology annotation, cellular component: fungal-type vacuole membrane. The transcript has 4 exons. The record is from RefSeq and is a predicted model, not a curated record. Gene Ontology annotation, biological process: transmembrane transport. Gene Ontology annotation, molecular function: transmembrane transporter activity.
AUGACCCAGAAUGGUGAUGUUGAAGCAUACCCAGAUGCUGUGAAUGAUCCUCAAAAUGGAAAAUCCAAACAAAAGAUUUUGGGAAUACUGUCGAGAAUAAAGAGUGCCGCGAGUUGGAAAGAUCCAGGCCCUCCCCCGGAUGGCGGAACCCUCGCGUGGACGCAGGUCUUGGUAGGACAUUUGAUCAUUAUGAAUACAUGGGGCUUCAUAAACUCGUUUGGUCUCUUUCAGACCUACUAUGCCGAUUUCCUUGGUCGCUCUCCAUCGGAUAUAGCAUGGAUCGGGAGCAUCCAGGUUUUCAUAGUGUUCUUUAUCGGUACAUUCGCAGGCCGUCUUACCGAUGCAGGCUACUUUCAUCUAGUCUUCUUGAUUGGGACCAUGCUUAGUAUACUCGGCAUCUUCAUGGCCUCUCUAUCAACGCAGUACUGGCAAUUAUUUCUUGCCCAAGGAAUUUGCUGUGGUCUCGGAAAUGGAUGUCUGUUUUGCCCAGCUCUGUCAGUGACCUCCACAUAUUUUUCAAAGAGGAAAAUGCUGGCCGUGGGGAUUUGUGCCUGUGGUAGUGCCACCGGAGGUUUGAUCUUUACGGCUAUUUUCCAGCAACUCAUCCCAAAGCUCGGCUAUGGAUGGACAAUGAGAGUCUUCGGCUUUGUUACUACGGCAUGUCUGACAAUCUGCAAUAUUUUAGCAAGGCCGAGAGUGCCACCUCGGAAAACAGGUCCCCUCCUUGAGCUCGCGGCCUUCACUGAGAUGUCAUACACUUUGUUUGCGAUAGGGAUAUUCUUAACCUUUUGGGGUGUCUAUUUUGCCUUCUAUUACUUGAGCUCUUUCGGUGUUGCAAUCAUCAAUAUACCCCAAACAGAGUCAUUCAACCUAUUUCUUAUCCUGAACGGUGUUGGGAUAAUUGGUCGCACUGCCCCUGCGUACGUGGCGGACCACUACACUGGCCCUAUGAAUAUUCUCAUUUUGGUCACCAUAGCCUCAAUCAUAUGUGCUUAUGCGAUGAUUGGUGUCACAUCCCGAGAAGGGCUUUAUGCCUGGGCUGUAGUUUAUGGGAUUUUAGGGAAUGCUCUGCAAGCAAUGUUUCCAGCCACGUUGAGUAGCUUGACAACAGAUUUACAGAAAGCGGGAAUCAGAAUGGGGAUGAUUUUUACAAUUGUGAGUUUCGCGGUGUUGACAGGCCCGCCUAUUGCCGGUCUUUUGAUCACGAAAGACAAUGGGCGCUAUGUAUAUGCCCAGGCCUUCGCGGCAUCGUCUAUGCUGGUUGGGCUCUUGCUACUCUGUGGGGCUAGAUUUGUGGUAACUGGCAGGGCCUUGUUUUAUAAAAUCUAA